AUGCGGUUGACCUAUUGUACUGGAGAUAUCGUUUUGCUUACCAAUAAGCCGAGGCCCAGUGACGUGACAGACUGUCACGCGGUGUGUGUGGUGCACAGUAUGUUGGGAAAGAGGCUCACUGUGAAGACCGUGAUUCAGCGAGACAUACCAAGAUCCUGUAAUGUUGCGAAAAUGGUGGGGAAGAUUUCGGCUGGCAGUGCAGUUGCUGGAGCGGCAAGCUCAGGUUCUGGCAACGGCAAGCAAGACGGAUGGUACAUCGCUAGAAUCGAGAGCACCUCUACAGCGAACCGCGAAUGGAGUGCACUGGGCGCGAUUGGGCAGAUUCCGAUACGGGAUUACAUCUUGAAUUGGACCUAUGCCGACGAUCCGAGUGAGAUGAAGCCGAUGCGGAUUAGUGGGGGACUCAGCAAAGCUCUGUCGCAAAGGUACAACGAGUCGCAGCUAGAGGCGAUUCACAGCUGUCGGAAGCCAAAGGGAAUCACUCUCGUACAAGGACCGCCAGGAACAGGAAAAUCUACGACGAUUCUAGGCAUCAUCGCAGCUUUAAUCAACGCAAUGCGACUAAAAAGCGGGGGUGCGGAUGCGGAGGACGAGGAAGAACACGGCUUGGAGGGAGGUCAAGACUCUAGUACAGGUUUGAUGGGAAAUUACACAGGAGGCCCGAAGCCAAUGGAGCUUGAAGAUUUUGAUGCUGGGAAUGAACAUCUUACUCUUUUAGAACAACAAGAGCUGCACGCUCGCGCCACACCAGGUCGUCCAUUGCCGCUGUAUCUCAGGCCACGAGUGCGAACACGACGUCAACAGCGAGAAAAAGAAAAAAUCGAGCAUCGAGCCACAGGCGGAGAGCAGUUAGAUACCAU
This is a messenger RNA of Amoebophrya sp. A25, 860 nucleotides long. The record is from the annotation of a GenBank genome assembly. NCBI's taxonomy places the organism in Eukaryota, Dinophyceae, Syndiniales, Amoebophryaceae.